UUCUCACUCAAUACUUGAGUCACCAUCAAAUAAUACCUCUCUUCCCCUUCCACUUCAUAUACCCGAUCUUCUCCCCUCCUCCCACAAACCCUAAUCUCCUUAUUCUCUCCAGAGAUACAGUAGCAACCAUUCAUAGAUGGCCGGAUUACAGAGAUCCACAGAAACCUUCAGGAGAUCAGGAUCAUCAGGGCUCGUGUGGGAGGACAGAUUCAUCCAAGAUGAAAUGAAUACAACAAAACCGAAGGAGGAAUCGGCGGAUUUCAAAGACCAAACACAAGCACAAAUUGAUGGAUCUAGCGGCGUGAAGCGAAGCCUAUCAACCGGUGCUCGGCCUUAUCGGACCGGCAGAGUUUCGCCGGCACUUGAUCCUCCCUCCCCCAAGCUCUCUGCGUGUGGUUUUUGUUCAAUUUUCAGCAAAAAUGGUGCUGGUAAUAAAACCAAGGCUCAUCGCCGGUGAAUUUCCGGUGGGCUAUUGCGGCGGUGAAGAAGAUAUGGGAAGACCGCUAGCGGUUGAUUAGGCCUGCUUUGCUUCUGGUUAUGUAUUUGUUUGCCUAUGUUUUUAGGUUUGCGUGAAUAAGAUUUUUAUUUUGUAAAUUUUUUGUUAGCUCAUGUUGGAGGUGAUUGUUUCUUUCUUGUUUAAAUUAGGGUUUUGAUUUUGUUUUUAUAAUCUUUGUUUUCUUUUUUGUUGUAUAUAAUUCAUGGAGUCGUGAGUGAGAUGUAGUUGGUGAUCAGAGAA
Molecule: messenger RNA, 736 nt
Organism: Phalaenopsis equestris
Lineage: Eukaryota; Viridiplantae; Streptophyta; Magnoliopsida; Asparagales; Orchidaceae
Product: MAPK kinase substrate protein At1g80180-like
Exons: 1
Coding region: 137-457 (106 amino acids)
Source: RefSeq, a predicted model, not a curated record